Messenger RNA from Anopheles arabiensis, 7607 nucleotides. RefSeq names its product CCR4-NOT transcription complex subunit 3 (gene Not3). The record is from RefSeq and is a predicted model, not a curated record. Gene Ontology annotation, cellular component: P-body; nucleus; CCR4-NOT core complex. The transcript has 12 exons. Lineage: Eukaryota; Metazoa; Arthropoda; Insecta; Diptera; Culicidae. The coding region runs from base 1094 to 4006 and encodes 970 amino acids. Gene Ontology annotation, biological process: regulation of DNA-templated transcription; nuclear-transcribed mRNA poly(A) tail shortening.
GCAGCGACCCGAAAUGUUCGCUGGGCAAAGUUCCGAAAGCAGUGCUCCGAAUUGGAAGAAGAGUACUCUAAUCGUCAAUGGAAAAUCGUGCGUUAAUUAACGGCAUCCAGUAAUACAGUGCCAGGCAUUAGCAGCUCCGGGAAAAGGGCUGUCGCGUGCGCGUUAAAAUCGGUCCAAUCUAGUCGCGAAUUGCGAAACGGUUCGGUGUGCAAAGGUUGAAACAGAUCGCCACUCGCUGAAUGAGCACGGCUGCGGCCAUCUUGAAAGUGAGGCACCACAAACACACGCACAAACGUAGACACGUACGUACGUGCGCCGCGCACAUACACACAAACGUCGCCUUAGCCGCUCGGCCCCGCCGUGUGUCGUGAAGAGGAGUAGGGGGCUCUCUCGCUCUCGCUCUCGCUCUCUUUUGCUUCGCAAACUUACCGUGGUUCCUGUGUUUGCGGUCGGUCGGAAAAGAAAAACCCCGAGGAAACGGAGCAGCAUAAAUCCACGAUUUGCAACCAACACACACACACGCACACACGCGGCCAUCCGUCUCGUCAACUUCCAGCACCGGCGGAAGCUCUCGGCAUACAGGGCUGCUCCUUCCACCCCCCACCGCCGCACCAUUUUUGUUGCCGUACCGGAACAACGCGUUUCUUUUUCCUCCAUGGCUGGCAUUAGAUGCUGGAUCUAGGAAGGCGCAGAAAAAAAGAAACCCCCACCCCCCCCCAAUCAUCAGUAGCAGCAGCAGCAGGAGCAGAAGCUCAUUCGCCCCGUACAUAUUCGCCAUCGGUUGCCCUCUCGGUGUGACCACAACCGUACACAGUGCAAAAGUUGGGAACGAAAAGGGUAACGAGCUGAACGAUUGCAUCCGAAAGGAGUACAUUCUGCGGAGCUCAAAAUUACCCCCAAGCGUUUCCGUUCCGACAUCGGUGGAACAGAGUGGAGCAGCAGCGGCAGCAGCAGUAGCAGCAUAAGAAUCUGGAGCGAACGGGAGUGCGGCGACGGACAGGAAGUUGUUGAAGCGCGCGCCAGAACCAUUCCGGAGGCCCGUUUUGCAUGAGUAGAUUAUGUCUGAUAUCUGUGAGCAGAUGUGUACAUAGCCAUGGCUGCGACGCGAAAGUUGCAAGGUGAAAUCGAUCGGUGCCUGAAGAAAGUCACUGAGGGUGUAGAAACGUUCGAAGAUAUCUGGCAGAAGGUUCACAAUGCUACCAACAGCAAUCAAAAGGAAAAGUAUGAAGCAGAUCUCAAGAAGGAAAUUAAAAAGCUGCAGCGGUUGCGCGAUCAAAUCAAAUCAUGGAUCGCAUCCGGCGAGAUCAAGGAUAAAAGCGCUCUGCUGGAAAACCGUCGGCUCAUAGAAACCCAAAUGGAGCGGUUUAAGGUGGUCGAACGGGAAACGAAAACGAAAGCCUACUCGAAGGAGGGCCUUGGCGCGGCCCAGAAGAUGGAUCCGGCGCAGCGGGAAAAGGAAGAGAUUAGCACGUGGCUAACGUCGUCCAUUACCUCGCUGCAGAUACAGAUCGAUCAGUUCGAGUGCGAGGUCGAGUCGCUGCUCGCCGGCAAGAAGAAAAAGCUCGACAAGGACAAGCAGGACAAGAUGGACGAGCUGAAGGGCAAGCUGGAGCGGCACAAGUUCCACGUCACGAAGCUGGAGACGCUGCUGCGGAUGCUCGACAACGACGGCGUCGAGGUGGAGCAGAUCAAGAAGAUCAAGGAGGACGUCGAGUACUACAUCGACUCGUCGCAGGAGCCCGACUUCGAGGAGAACGAGUACAUCUACGACGAUAUCAUCGGGCUGGAUGACGUGGAAAUCUCUGGCAUCCCGGUGUCGACCGGUACGGAUAGCAAUAACAGCAACGAGACGGCAGGUUCGCCAAGCAGUCUAAUAUCGGGAACUAGUCCGGCGCAGUCACCGGUGCUAAACUACAGUGCCAGCACGUUACACAAUCACAGUAGCGAUCUGUCCGCCGAUAACAACAAUCUGAAUGAGAAGCGUUCGAAGAGCGAGGGCACGAAGAUUACGCCGGUGAAACCGACCGCAAUCCGCGCUAGCAAGGUGGACCCGUCCGUCACCGCUGUCAGCAAUGCCGUCAACAAUAACGGCAGCAGCAAUAGCACCAGUAAUAAUAGUAGUAGUACCACUAUUAGCAACAACAAUACGUCCAAGACCGGGCUAAUCAGCUCGACGCCGAGCAAAAACCACGCGAAUGCUGCCGCGCCGCUACCCACCAUGCUGGUGCUACCGCAGCCGCCCAACAGUGUACCGAUCAUCGGGCCCGCUUUUGCUGCCGUUGCAAAACAACAUCCCAAAAAUGGUUCUAUACUCCAACCCAGCACGCCCACGACAGGUGCUGGCGCAUCGUCCGCAUCGUCGACAAGCGGGCCACUGCAAACGCAAGCACCGAAUUCAUCGAAUGUCUUUAGCAGCCUCAGUCAGAUUAUUAAUACAUCUCAAACUAAGCUUAGUCAGCAGCAGCAGCAACAGCAAACGCCGAGUAGUCUACCGAGUGCUGCAGCCGUUGUCGCCGCCGCGAAUAGCAGUAGUGGUGGUGUGCCGUCUUCGACACAGUCGAACGCAUCUUCACAACAGCAGCAGCAGGCGCAGCAGGCGCAGCAACAGCAGCAGCAAGCACAGCAGCAGCAGCAGGCCCAGCAGCAGAUUCCUCCCGGUCAGAAUUCCAUGCUACUUCACAAUGCCCUGUCGUCGGCAUCGAGUACGGAGAGCAACAAUCAUGUAAUGAGUACAUCGUCCGCGUCUACCAUCAGUAGUAGCGGGGCGAACGUUAUUAAUAACUGUGUCUCUCCCAGCAAUUCCGCAGUCAGUAGCAGAGCGUCACCUAGCUUGAUGUCACCUCCGCAGCAGCAGCAACAGCAGCAACAGCAGCAACAGUUGUUGAACGGUCCCACAGCACUCGCGCAAGAAGUGAUAAAUAGAACGGGAGUUCUCGAAACUGGCCCAACCGCCAACCCGAACGCGUUAAUGCAGCAGCAGCAGAGCCAACAGCAACAAUCGUCGAAUACCCAGGGUGCAGCGGCGGUCGCGGCAGCCGCAGCCACCACUGCGCAACAAGCUGCAGCGGCGGCAGCGGCAGCAGCAGCGGCACAAGCAUCCGCAUUUGUCGCGGCGGCUGGUCAGCUACAGCAGCAGCAGCAACAACAGCAGCAGCAACAGCAACAACAACAGCAGCAGCAACAAUCGCAACAGCAGCAACCACAACCACAGCCAGCAGAUUCGAGACAGGCUGGGCCAGUUCCUUCGAAUCAAACGCCCCAACCACAGUCCGGUGGCGGUGGCGGCGGCGGCGCCGGCCAGUCGUUAAUGGUCGACGCGAGCGGCGUGCCGGCGGGAGCCAACGCGGGCAACAACCUGUUGCCGACGUCAUCGGCUACUGCCGCCAUCACGAACGGACCGAACACGAUCAUCAACACUAACUCUAGUAUUUCGAACGCCGCCAACGUGAACAGUGGUGGUGGCGGUGGCGGCGGCGGCCCCGGAGGCAUGAAGCCGUCGGCCGGUACGCACGAGGCCUGCAUACCGCCGCUACUCGGCGUGGCACCGCUGGGCACGUCCAAGCUGCAGAAGGAGCAUCAAAUACAAUUCCAACUCAUGGAAGCCGCCUACUAUCAUCUGCCAACACCAAGCGAUUCAGAGAGGCUAAGGCCGUACUUGCAACGUCAACCUGUCCAAACUCCACCGCACUAUCCACAGCAACAACUUCCACAUUCUGAAACGGUUGAGUUUUUCCAGCGUCUGUCACCCGAAACGCUCUUCUUCGUGUUUUACUACAUGGAGGGAACGAAGGCUCAAUAUCUAGCCGCGAAGGCGCUGAAAAAGCAGAGCUGGAGAUUUCAUACGAAAUAUAUGAUGUGGUUUCAACGCCACGAAGAACCGAAAGUGAUCAACGAAGAAUACGAGCAGGGAACCUACAUCUAUUUUGACUAUGAAAAAUGGGGCCAGCGUAAAAAGGAAGGGUUUACGUUUGAAUACAAGUACUUAGAAGACAGGGACCUGAAUUGAUCUUUACAGAUUACGGAACUCCUUUUUUAAAAAAUAUGUGGAAAAAAACAAAAUGAAGCGAAAAAAAUUGAUCAAUAAAAACUAUAAAAUGUUCUGAAAACAAACCAAUCCCCAAAAAACCACCCCCCCAAACCCCAAACGGGGGCGAAACAACCGCAACCACCACUCACACCCAACACACAAAGAGAAACAAAACAAAAAACGAAAAAUCACUGGCUAAUGCAGUACAGUUUCGGUGGAGGAAGUCUAUCGUGCUUGAAGGAAACAACAAGCGGCGGCAAACAACAAGCAACGCGCUUCUUACUACCGACAUACCGUAUCAAUCAAUGCAUACGUUCCCAUACUGCAAAAAGAGCCUCCGUUUCGUUGUUCAAUAUCCACGACAACAGUUGAAUGGUGAAGAUUGAAUGAUCAUCGAUACUCUGCGUUAACGCAUACAUGUACAAACGGCAUUUCCCUUUGAAAUGGGUCCCUCACCCUGUUGAAAGUAACAUCCCACGACUUUCCGCCGUGUGGAACUUGCAAAGACUCCGAUUUAAAAAUGAUUGCCUUUGGUUCUCUCUUCGUUAAGCUUUUCAUUCUUUCUUUGUUUUUUAGAAAAAGGAAGCUUCCACCAUCCUGUACAUAAAUCAGCGGUGCUCGUCGUCUGUCCGUGGGCCGUAUUUUCGGCACGAUUUUGGAAGCCGCCGGCACAGCCGUGUGGAUGCAGAUGCACUUUUGCAUUUUCAAACGGCAGCGGAGGCAUAUACGCUGGCUGCCAUCUGUAUCUCGUUGUUUCUCUUGAACGUUUUGGGAAUGUCAAUUGGCGCUGGUGUGAAUAGAGUUUGUGUGUGGUGUGCCUCAUCGUGAGAGAUCGGUCCCCCAGCUACGAACAAUGUUUUAGUGAAAUCGUAAACCUUUAGAAGCAAAAGAAGAAAAGAAAACAUACACAACGUAAAACCAUAACAUAAUCCAUGAUUGAUUGAUGAUAGAGAAUAGAUUUUAAAAGUUCAAAGUGAAGCAAACAAGAAAAAUAUGUGUAAAAAAGAUACAAAACAAAACAAACCCCAAGCAAGCAGGCAAAAAUUAGCGGCAAACACAAAAAGAAAGUAAGAGAAAAACAAAAAAGUAUGCAAACACACAAACAUCGUCAUCAUCCCCCUUCCUAAACGAGCGCGUUCCAUUGAGGAAGUAAGCAUUAAAGAGAUAUUUUGUAGCUGAAAAAACACAGAUCGAUCGGGCGGUUUAUGUGCACGUUUGCCAUCUCCCGCCGCCUUCGUUCGUGUUGCCGUUUUAGGAAGGGUUUAAUGAUUUAAAAAAAAAACGGAUUAUUUCAUCUGCACAGCUCAGCACACGCGCGCUCACCCAUCCAUCAUUUGCGCCGAAAUCACCAUUGCUAUGUAAAAAGUAACUGCUAGAACCAUCUUACACGACACGACAAACCCUGUUCCCUUAAGGAUGGGGCUUUUCUCGAUUCUUCACCCCAAACAAGAAGCCCCCAUAUACGUAAGCGGGGCACACAGACACAUACACACUCACUCAUCAAUCAAACUGUCGAACGCAUACGUCCUUAAGGAAAAUCCGUGCGCUUAAGUCCAUUGCUAGCCGUUUUGGGGAAGGGUUAAACACAUGAUUCGCCGCUUAGUUUGUUGUUCAUUCAGCAAACAACGCAUCCAUCACCCUUCAACACCCACCUAGGUCUGCGUAAAAUUGGUGUUAACAUUCACAAAAGAUUCGCAGCUGCUCAUGCUCAAGUUGCUGUUUACGGUUCCUGUUUUCGUUAAGAGGUUUUUCUUUUAAAUUAAAUGUCCAAAUCUAUUUGGAGAACGUGUUAAAGAGCGAUUUAGAGCGAAACAUUUUUGUCUAAUUUCUUUGCUAAUUACGAACAAGCUCUCAGUUGAAUCGUUUGUACAAAAAGAGCAGCAAAACAAGAAAGCUAAUCACUUAAGUAAUACAACACACACAAACACACGCCCAUAGAGAAGCCUGGGGAGUUUGAGUUGCCUGUGUAUAAUAGCACCAUCACCCUUUCAUCACUCAGCAAGCAACUUCCUUUACGACAACGCGAAACCGCCCGUCGAAGAUGAAACUUGCUGCGUCCAUUGCGUCUUUGAACGCGAAGCUGUCCAUCUACGGCGUGGCGUGGUAGAUACGGACGAGGGGUAGCAACAGGGUGUAGAUAAUUACAGGAGAUAAGUGAGAAAGCAAAAGCGCUGCACACAGGAACACAGCAACAGCACAGGAACAGGAGGCGGAAACGCGGGCGAAUCGGGUAAACUUCUUUCAUCUGUUAGUUGAUUGUACGUAUAUGUGUGUGUGUGUGUGUAAAAAAAGAGAGUAGCGUGUAUGUCUCUUGGGCCAGAAGUGUAGUAAUUCGUUCCGUUUCAAAUAAGCCCGAGGGUGUACAGUACUAAAGGAGUAGGGGAAGGCGUUUGUUACUAUUGCGCGAGCGGCCGUCUCGUGUGGUGGCGCUUGUGCGCGCGGUCUCUGUUUGUGGGCUUUGAUUUGAAUUUGGUGGGGAAGUAGAGAGAAGGAUACAAAACGAAAUGCCUGCGCUUGUGUGGGGACAAUGGCAGUGCUGUUGUUGGUGCCCAAAGGGACAGGGGCGUCGUAAUAAAAGUAAAACAAACGCUCAGUAGUAAAUAACGAAACAAAAACGAAAAGUAAAUUAAAAGAAACAGAACUGAUUCCGAGUGCAAACAAGCAAAUAGAGAGCAAACAAACGGAAAAAAACAAAAGGAAGAAAUACAAAGUUUCACGAGAAAAGCCCAUCUCUUGUUUGUUGUGCUCUCUCGCUGUGUGUUGGGGUCACGAUGUUGGGGUCUGAAGCAGUGCAGAUUUAUUUUUCGGCUAAAAACUGCCAACAGAAAGACGAUCUGCCCGGAAACGAAGGAAGUAAAUUAUUAAUUCUAUCAACACAACGUUAAAAAAACAAUUGAAUGAUCACAAAGAUAGCAAGAGGGAAGAAGCGUACUAUUACAACAGCAAAGUAAGCAAACAAAAGGUGUAGAAAAUGAAAAAAAUAGAGGAAAAAUCAGAGAAAACGAGUAAAAAGAACAAAACAAAGUGAGAAAGAGGGGGAGAGGACACAAAGAAAAAAAACCCAAUACAAUCCUGUUGCUAGAAAAACACAUGCCAAGCAACUGCCACGAUUGAGAUGAUGCCGUUUCUGUGUGAGCUAAUUAGAAAUCGCUAUGCGGUUAGGGAAAACGAACGUUCUGUUUGUUUUGCCCCGGCAGCGCCUGGACAUCCUUAAGUAUCCUGCGUGUUGCGUACAGGAUGGCGCUCGAUUAAUAAGAGCGAGUCUUGUGUGUGUGUUUGAGGGAGAGAAAAAGAAGAAGUAGAAAACGAAGAAGAGUGUAGGGUUACGUUUCAGUUAAAGUAGAAACCAUUAGGGCUCCAGGAUGGAGGAGAACACUCUGAGGGGGAGAAAACGAAACACAGAGGAGGAGGACAAAACACAUUGAAACACACCCCUACACAGACACACAAACACAAUCUCCUUUAAACACGAAUGACGAUAAAUGAAUGAACAAAACAACUGCAGUAAAAUGUGAUUUAUAAUUAUAGAUAAACUGAUUGAGUAAUUAUUAACGAAAUAAAAGCUCUAUAUAUUAAAGUG